AUGGUUGAUAACGCGAGUAUAGCAACUAAAUCCGCCCUGCAAGCCUCGUUCUCGUCCGCCGGCAGCCUUCCCCUCCAGGCUCCCUCCGCCUCCUCUCACGGCCCGUUCCCCGGCGCCCAGUCCCACCAGCAGCCCCCCGGCGGCGGCAUGAAGCUCGAGGCCGUCAUGGAGAACCUGCAGCGGCAGCAGGCGGCGCGGCUGGCCCUGGAGGAGAAGCUCCGUCAGGCGGAGACGGAGAAGGACCUCCGCUCCAUGGUGGAGUCCCAGAUACACCAGCAGGCGCUGGCUUUCCGCCACUACCAGGCGGCGAUGCGCGGCGCCCUGGCCGCCGGGGUCGCCAACGACGUGUCCCCCGGAGCGACGCUCCAGCGCGCCGAGGAGGACGGGAACUCCUCCAGGGCGGGGAGCGACGGCCGGGAGCGGGACGAGGAGGGGGACGACGUGGACGAGCAGGAGGUCAUGGACGAAGACGAGGAGGGCGAAGACGACGUCGGCUUGCACCACUACGACGACCGGCAUCCGUCGCUCCGCGGGGCCGGUCCGCCUCCGAGGGGCGUCCCGAUGCACCUCAUGGCCCGCGUGCCGGCGGCCUUCGCCCCGGGCCGGCGCGCGGAGUCCCCCUCAGCGCACGCUCAGCCGCCGCAGCACGACUGGACCUACGAGGAGCAGUUCAAACAGUUGUAUGAAUUGGAUGACGAUGAAAAGCGCAAAGAGUUUCUCGAUGACCUUUUCAGUUACAUGCAGAAACGGGGGACUCCAGUGAAUCGGAUUCCUAUCAUGGCCAAGCAGGUGUUGGAUCUCUACAUGCUCUACAAGCUCGUCACGGAAAAGGGCGGCUUAGUGGAGGUCAUCAAUAAGAAAAUAUGGCGCGAGAUCACCAAAGGCCUUAACCUCCCUACCUCCAUCACCAGUGCAGCUUUCACUCUCCGAACGCAGUAUAUGAAGUACCUCUACCCGUAUGAAUGUGAAAAGCGGGGACUGAGCUCCCCCGGAGAGCUUCAGGCAGCUAUCGACAGCAACCGGCGGGAAGGCCGCCGGCAGAGCUACGGCUCGGCCAUCUUCAACUACUCCCCCGUGGGCCCCCCCUCCAUGCUGUCCUCACCAAAGAUGCACAUGUCCCACGUGUCCAUGCCCACUCACAACAGUGGCCAUAUCUCACAUGUGCCUGUGAUCAAGAAAGAAGAGCCCCUCUUCGGCGGCUGCCUGCCCAGCCGGGUGGCGCUCCCCAUGUCGCCCAGCGGGCAACACGCAGCGGCCAUGGCCACCCAGGCGGCGGCGGCUCAGGCGGCGGCGGCCGUCCAGGCGGCGGCCCUGGAGCAGCUCCGGGAGAAGCUGGAGAGCGGCGAGCCGCCGGAGAAGAAGAUGAUGACGGUGGCCGAGGAGCAGCAGAGGAUCAUGCAGCACGCCCUGCAGCAGAACCUGCUGGCCAUGGCCACCCAGCUGCCCGUCAACAUAAAGGUCAACAGCAGAGAUGAUAGACAAGAGACCGCAUUGAACCUGUCUACCAGCGGCAUUAGCAGCAUCAACAUGUCAAUAGAAAUAAAUGGAGUUGUCUACACAGGCGUCCUGUUCGCCCGGCAGUCGGCCAUAGCGGCGAUGGCGGGACACCGCGGGAGACACGGCGACCGACAGACUCAGGGGAGGAGCAGUCCCUCCCAGUUUCAGCCCUCCUGCUCCUCCUCCUCUUCCACAUCCUCCUCCUCGUCCUCCCUCCACGGACACAGAAACCCCUCCCCCUGAGUUUCCUGUUCCCCGAUCAGCCCCCUCCGACCCCGACCCCCCCCCCAAAGACACCGCGCAGUCGGCCAAUCAUCAGCGAGAGCCACAUUCAAGUCGUCGUGGAAGGUGGUUUUCUCUCCAAACCAAAUCCAUCCGAUUCCUCGUAGGCCGGCUAUUAACAGCCCCCCCCCCCCCCCCCCCCCCCUCCGCCCUUCUCCUCAUGCUUAUUGUGUUUCAAGGACAUUUAACCCUCGUGUAUCGUCAGAGACAUCCGGCGCACGCAGACAUUUUCAGAAGCACAUCAGCUCAAGGUGCGACCCGGAAGACGAAGCACUCUCGCGCUCCAUUUCAAUCCAAGGACCGUCAGCAAGAAACAACGCAGUGUUUCUCCUUUCACCAGACUGCGUCCGCCCCCCUCGAGGUCGUAACCUUGGUCGUCUUCACGCCAAGUUUCAUAAGAUCACGGCUCACAACUGAUACCAAAGAAGGAAACCAACCCAUCCCCGCGGCAACGAUCAAACCGGGAGCAGCGAGCGCAUGCAGAGUCAGCACGAGUCCUGCAGACACGCCGGUGUCUCACAAUCAUAUCGUGUCUCAAAUAGCGAGCCGGAAAGAAUGACAGACAAUCAGCUACUCGUUAGCUCACGUGCACACGCACAUAGCUGCGUCCACCCAAUCCCAUAAUAUACAUAACUAAUACCAAAUAUCACAACCCAAACGACCUGUCGAGAAGUCAGAUGUAUCGAAACAACGUCUUCUUACUCCCAACUCAUCAGAUGACUGGACGGUCUGGACGCACAAGUUAGACAAACACAGGACACAGGACGUGACCACGUCAUCAGAGAUGAAAUCAUGUAAAAAGUCACAGAGACGUUCACAGCCUGAAUACCUCCAAUACGGCCACUUGGCCGCCCACAGGAAGCGCUGAAAGCGCUGGGAAAACCGAUGUGCUUACUGUCGCCAGGCAACCGGAACCUGACCCCUGCAACACGCGGUAGAACCGACGAAAGUAACAAUCCAAAGUCCGAGGUUUGGCUUUUUGGCACCGUGAAUCGCCGUAGCUCGACCGCUUGAUCCAAAACCAGUUCCAACCACAAGGACACGUUGGGCCUCAUUCACCAACACCUUCCUGUUAUUACUUACAUUUGUUUUAAGAAAGGAGAAAUAUUUCAUUUUAAAGUAGAACGAACGAAAGCGGUAUAACUAACUGUUUUGCGCAAACAUUGUCAGCUCUCAAUUGUGUGUAAGAGUGCUCUUGGUUGUUCUUACUCAAGAACAAAUCCCAAUUAAGAAAACAUUGGUGAAUGCCAGAAUCUUUGUGAAAACUGUGUGAGGGUGGGGAUUAAGCACACAUUUGUUCUUAUUAACAUUUGGUGAAUGAGGCCCAUUGCUCUUUACACAGAGUACUUUUUCAUUAGAAAAUGUCGUAUUAUUUCGUAACACGUUUCAUACACUUUCGUAGUUCCUGAUCUCUCGGCCUCCGCGCUGCAUCAGACUGUGCGCAGGCUUGAAUUGAGGUUGCGCAUCAGCGCUUUCAUCAUCCAUUUCAGUAAAUAUUGCGAUCGACACCAUUGCUCCACCGGCACGGUCAGAAAUGCCGGCGCAGUGCGGACGAUUGCGUCGCGUCUUUGCGGACACCUCCCGCAACGCACAUUGAGUAAAAGCCGGGACCCCCGGCCGUGCAGAAAGGGGUCUGAUAACGCCAUCGGACGCGUGAGAAGCACAAUGCAGGCGGGGCGGAGGCCUUUCGGAGCGGCAUUGAGUUCAUAACAGACACGGGGGCGACAGAAAGAGUCGAGCACUUCGGCCUGGAAGGCAGCAAGUGAGCAGGAAUACAGGAAGUGACAAAGAGACUUGUAGUCUGCAGGAAGCCGGCAGCAGUCACCCAGUACCUUUGUCUGCUUGUCUUUUUAGUAAUGCACUUGUGUCCAACAUCAGAGCUUCUCCCUCUUCCAUUUUUUUUUCUUUCUUUCUUUCCCUUCGUAAAUAUAUCAAAGAUUUUCUUUAUCGUGAAGGGGAAUGGGAACCGGUUUGAAGGUAUAUGGAUUUCUAUCGAGUCUGUUAAAGCAUUUAUUUGCAGAUUUUAUUUAUUGUGUUUUUUCUAUUGGACCCUGAAAACGUCGCAUUCGGCUCCACCGCAUUGUUUGCAAACCCUUUUUAAGAGCCCUCUUGAAUGCAGAUACCUCACCUAUCUACCUGUACAUAGUCAUAGUAUAGUAUGAAUACAAGAUAUACCUCAUGAAUUUCUUUUAUUUUGUAUUGUACAGCCACCUGAAAACCAAUGUUUUACUUCAACAGAUCACUGGAUUUUUCUUUUCUUCUUUUUUUUUUUCAUAUAUAUAUUUUUUUCACAUUUUGUUUAUGACAAUUAUACCAAAGAAGGGAAUAUUUUAUUGACACACAUCUACCUCAUUUGUUAUAGACUGCCAACAAGCAUGUCCACAAUCUUGAUUGCCAGUGUGUUCGUGGUGUUUCAUAUCCGUGUGUUUGUGGACACAAAACGCUUUCAAGUCUAACGUAGAAAAAAGAGGAAGAACCCGAUAGAUUAGACCAAAGAAUGAAGCGCGAACGUGUUCACAGUGCUUUUUACGUUGGGUGUUGUGCCGGCGCAACAAAACAGCCUUUUUUGUGGGACGCUUAUGAAAAACCUGUCGUAUCUGCAUGAAAACAUGGGUGUUCGGUCCGGGGGGACGACAGCACGUGGCAGCGAUGGACGCGAUGGUCCUUAAACCAGCACGUGGGGCUCGUGCAGCAGUUUUCUCUCCAGGUUUCUCCUCUAACUUUUACUAGUUUAACUAGUUCGGCAGUAGUAGAUGCAGAGGCACAAAUCAUUCGCUAAAAAAACUCUUUCUCAACCAAAGACUAGAAAACUCCUGAUGUGUUUUGCCCACAAACUGAGACGUUUUUUAUGGAUUUGUUUCCGUUUCCCAUUCAGCUUUUUGACCUUAAAACACACUGCAUGUGUUGGUCACUUCUCUAUGAGAACCAACUUUAAGGAUCCUUUACUCACUUCUCAGAGAUGCCGUCUUCCCCCGUCGGACUUUUCACCCAGAUGUUUUCAGAGUUCUCCAUGUAAACAAUGCCCGUCUAGUUCGGGGACACAAACCGCCCCCACCCUGAUUCACCGAUUCACUGGCGAUGAAGCGAACGGAAUAUUGUGUGACGGUGUGCAGCUGUUGACGUUGAAAUUGCACACAAGCGUGCAGCAGAGGACAAUCGACUGAGCUGUCGUGGGCGGUCGCGCUUUAUGAUUCUCACGUUUACUUGAAAUGUGUUCUUUAACAAUCAGACCCUGCAGGUGGACGCGGAGAGAGUCGCGUCCUCGCACGCAAACACUGGAAACCAUGACACCAACUCGCCGUCCACGGACUCGUGUCUGAAAAGCAGCUGGACCAGACAGAUGUUCGUCCUCCCUCAGCAGACGUGCAAAGCGGGAGAAGUUCAGACGUCCGUGUCGGGGCCCGUCAGCCGAUUGUUCGUUAGCCGUUCUAAUUGUUCAACUGUCAAAACUGCAACUACCAUGUGGAAAAAUACUUGGUUAUGUUUAGGAUCCUGGUUAGCCUUCAAAUAGCUAUUUAUUAGGUGAAACAGCCACGUUUUGUUUGUGGCACAACGUGCAUGAGUGUUGUUAAGUACAAAACUUCAAUGACAAAAGAACAGUUAAAUGUCGGCAUUUGCUUUUGGACGUACAUGGGACAUGAACAGAGGUCUCCUGGCGGGACGUCCUGUCAUCGGCAUACAGCAUGUGGUGGUGAGGGCAUGUGAAUCGGCUCCUGACGCACAUCCAGGAGGGGGGUGACACCCGAGGGGGCGCACGGCCUCCAGCAAACCAAAACUACCGUAGAAUUGUGGGGAUUAUGUUUCAUCGUAUCAAAGGUUCCACCCCCCCUUCCCAAAGAGAGGGUGCCCCAGGAUCCUUCAGGCCGGCAUUUCCUACUUCCUUCAUCAUCCUGUCUCACACUCUGUAAAGACAGUCCCCCCCCGACCCCCCCGUUCACACACUGCUGAAUGAGGACGGGACACUUUCAGACGACUGUUAGAGCCGCAGCACCGAAUUACUGGCGUUCUUCUCACCAAAGACUUUUUCAUGUUGUGACCACGCUCAUUUUUGGGGCGGGGGGGGGGUUUGGGGGAGGUGGGGGUCAUAACUAACAGCAGAGCAGACGAGCGAAGAGAAAGCGACAGCUCUGCAUGCAAAAAAAAAAAGAAAAGAAUUGACUUGUGUAAUCAAAUAACAUGUUUCCUUUGUAUUAUGCUAUGCUGGUAGUUUUUAGACACUAAUCGCUUUAUUAGCUGUGUAUGAGGCUUUAAAUGUUUCUUUUAUUUCCCUUUUCGUUCAUUGGAUAAAUCCAGUGCAUUAUGGGAAUGCUGGAUUGUGGUGCUCAGGGGUUCAAAAUUUACAAAAAAAAAGAGGUGAAAGAGAUUUUCCCGUUUGACUUGUAGCGUAUUUAGAAAUAAAAAUGAUGCUUUUAACUUCA
Molecule: messenger RNA, 6197 nt
Organism: Gasterosteus aculeatus aculeatus (three-spined stickleback)
Lineage: Eukaryota; Metazoa; Chordata; Actinopteri; Perciformes; Gasterosteidae
Gene: arid3c
Product: AT rich interactive domain 3C (BRIGHT-like)
Biological process (GO): regulation of transcription by RNA polymerase II
Cellular component (GO): nucleus
Molecular function (GO): DNA binding
Source: RefSeq, a predicted model, not a curated record